Recurvomyces mirabilis is the source of this 1044-nucleotide messenger RNA. RefSeq lists its product as uncharacterized. Lineage: Eukaryota; Fungi; Ascomycota; Dothideomycetes; Mycosphaerellales; Teratosphaeriaceae. The transcript has a single exon. Gene Ontology annotation, cellular component: cytoplasm. Gene Ontology annotation, molecular function: glutathione transferase activity. The coding region runs from base 1 to 1044 and encodes 347 amino acids. The record is from RefSeq and is a predicted model, not a curated record.
AUGUCAACGACGAACGGCACUUCGAUGCCGGAAGGCUGGCAUUCUGGACCCAAUGAUUCAUGGCACGGUUUCGUCAGCCAAGAUGGUCCUUUCCUUCCGGAGAAGGGCAGAUAUCACCUUUACAUCGGCCUCUUUUGCCCCUUUGCACACCGAGCGAACUACGUUCGAGAACUGAAGCAGCUUGAGAAGUACGCUGGCAUCGACGUGAGCAUUGUCAAGCCAUAUCCCAAAGGCAACGACAAGGGUUGGCCAGGAUGGCGUUUCAAUCAUAAAGACGAGACAGACUACGAUGGGGCCACGGAGGACAAACUAUUUGGGAGUCAGUUCUUGCAUGAGGUCUACUUCAAGAGCGAUCCGGACUACAAGGGGCGCUACAGUGUACCCGUUCUUUGGGACAAGAAGCUCAAUACAAUCGUGAACAACGAGUCGGCCGAGAUCUUGCAUUGGCUUCCUGCAGCCUUCAAUGAGCUUUUGCCGAAAGUAUUAGUAGAGAUCUCCUUGUAUCCAGGCGAGCUUGAGAAGCAAAUUGACGCUGUUGCCGGCUGGAUGAGCGACCAUCUGAAUACUGGUGUCUAUAAAGCUGGCUUUGCACCUGACCAGGAAACCUACAACAAGAACCUCCCGCCUGUCUUUGCUUCACUAAACAAACUGGAGAAGAUUGCGAAACAGAAUGGCGGCCCAUACAUCCUGGGCAAGCACAUGACUGAGCUCGAUGUUCGUGCCUACGCAACCCUCAUUCGCUUCGAUCCAGUCUAUGUACAGCACUUCAAGUGCAAUCUCGGCAUGAUCAGGUACUCAUACCCAGUCCUACACAAUUGGCUCAAAGGCAUGUACUGGAACCAUGCCGAGGCUAGGAACACCACGGACUUCAGGCACAUCAAGGACAAUUACACCAAGAGCCAUCCUGAUAUCAACCCGUUAGCGAUCACGCCCAUGGGUCCUUGGCCGAAUAUCGACAAGGGUUACGAGAGUGACUGGAGCAAGAUUGAGCCUGGUUGUAUCGAUAUGCCCGAGGUGCUUGAUUGGGAGAAGAAGCUUGGCUGA